AUGAAAAUGAAACCUCCAUUUUCCAUCCCUUCAAUUCCCCUGCAUUUUCUUCUGCACAAUUCUUGAGAAAUCAUGGCCGUCGAAAUCGAAGUGAUCUCCAAAGAGAUGAUCAAACCGUUUUCCCCGACGCCGGCGCACCUCCGCCGCUGCAAUAUGUCGUUUCUCGACCAAGUAACCACCGACGUGUACAACCCAAUGGUGUAUUUCUACGCCCCCACCGCCGAUUUCGACGCCGCCAAAAUCGCCGACCACCUGAAGAAUUCCCUCUCCCACGUGCUGACCGAGUUCUACCCUCUCGCCGGCCGAGUCAACUACGGCGAGUUUUUCAUCGACUGCGACGACGGUGGCGUCCCCUUCAUCGAAACCAGAGUCAAUUGCCGGCUCUCUGAUGUGGUCGGAACGCCAUUUCCGGGCGAAUUGAACAAAUUCCUUCCCUUCGAAUUGGACCAGCUGGAGGAAGUUUCGAUGGGGGUUCAAUUGAACGUGUUCGAAUGCGGCGGCGUUGGCGUGGGAAUUUGCGUUUCCCAUAAGAUUGGUGAUGCUCUGUCGUUUUUCACCGUGGUGAAUGGGUGGGCGGCGUUCGGCCGGGGGGAAGUGGAGGCGCUGCGGGGGCAUUUUGCGUCGGGGGAGCUGUUCCCGCCGACGACGACGGCGCUCUACAACACGAGGAAUAGUAUUUUUAGAGAGAGAGUGGCGAAACGGUACGAGAUUAAUGGUGCGAAUAUUGAAGCCAUUAGAGCCAAAUAUGCGGAGAGCGACGCCUUUGAGAAUCAACGACGCCCUUCUAGAGUCGAGUCCUUGUCCGCCUUCCUCUACGGCCGUUUUAUUGCCGCCGUUAAAGAUGAGUGUAGCGACGAAAAUGGAAGGCUGGAAUCGGAGAAAACGACGACGUAUUUGGUGUGUCACGCAGUAAACAUACGGUCAAGACUGGAGCCACCAGUCCCGGAAUACGCAUUCGGAAACUACUACCGGAGCACAUUCGCAAUUCCCUCGCAAGAAAUUCUGGACGACCCCAACUGCUACGCCCUCGUGCCGCACGUGCGACAAGAGAUCGCCAAAAUCGACACCCACUAUCUGAAGCAGAUCCAGGACAACAGAAACUUCCUGGACGCCAUGAAGAAGACCUCGGCCCGGUUCGCGGCCGGUUCGCUGCUCUCCUGCUCCUUCACCAGCCUCUGCCGAAUGCCCAUCUACGACGCCGACUUCGGGUGGGGCAAGCCCGAGUGGGUCGGGUCCCCGGCCCUGAUAUUCAAGAACCUCUUCGUGCUCGUCGACAAGAAGGACGGGGACGGGGUUGACGUGUACGUUCAUCUCAAGAAGGAGCACAUGGCCAGGCUCGAGGCCGACCACCUCUUCCUCAACUACGCCAAACUGCCUUCUCCUUCUCCUUCUCCUAAUUGAAUUCCAUCGUUAAUUAAUUUUCUUCCAUUUCCUUUCCGAUGUUUUUUUUUUAAUAUAUAUAUAUUAUGUACGUGGUUUGAAUUUUGAUGAACUCUCAAAAUGCGGACACAUCAAGUAGCGUGUUCGUUUAAAUUAUAACGACGAUUCUUUCUUGUCAAUAGCAUUUUUACGUUGGAUUUUAAAUUAUUGGUCAAAAUUACCGGGCCGGACC
Molecule: messenger RNA, 1612 nt
Organism: Momordica charantia (bitter melon)
Lineage: Eukaryota; Viridiplantae; Streptophyta; Magnoliopsida; Cucurbitales; Cucurbitaceae
Product: stemmadenine O-acetyltransferase-like
Source: RefSeq, a predicted model, not a curated record